This is a messenger RNA of Aspergillus wentii DTO 134E9, 1937 nucleotides long. Its product is annotated as carbohydrate-binding module family 48 protein. Gene Ontology annotation, molecular function: protein kinase binding. The transcript is spliced from 3 exons. The record is from RefSeq and is a predicted model, not a curated record. Gene Ontology annotation, biological process: signal transduction. NCBI's taxonomy places the organism in Eukaryota, Fungi, Ascomycota, Eurotiomycetes, Eurotiales, Aspergillaceae. Bases 195 to 1751 code for a protein of 518 amino acids. Gene Ontology annotation, cellular component: nucleus; cytoplasm; nucleotide-activated protein kinase complex.
CCGAGGGUCUGUGUUACCGCCACCCCGCUUUCUCUGCGCUGGACUCGAAGCUCCAACAAUUCAGCAGCCCAACGUUGGCAUUCCCAGCCUCUCUUUUUCAUCGGUUUAUCUAAAGACGUUCGACAUUCCAAAUCUGCAAUCUCUGCAAUCUCUGCACCUCUGUUUGUUUCAAUCCGUACUACAUCUCCCUCAUUAUGGGUAGCUACACGUUCCGAUGGCCUUACGAAGCCAACGAGGUGUUUGUCACUGGGACUUUUGACGACUGGGGUAAGACGGUGAAACUGCACAAGAAGGGCGAUGUCUUUGAGAAAGAGGUCACUCUACCCCCCUCGGACCAAAAGUUACACUACAAAUUUGUCGUCGACGGAAUCUGGACUACCGAUAGCAACAUUGCAGAAGAAGACGACGGAAGCAAUAACAUUAACAACGUCCUCAACCCCGAUCAAAUCUAUAACGAACUUAACGGCGCUCCGGUGAUGGCUGGCGUGACACCAGACUCGACUACCGCUGCACUUGCAGCUGGUGUUCCCAAAGAAUCCGAAAGAAGCCAAGCGGCAACCAUCUCGUCCGCCGCUCCUCAGUCAACAACCGCAGCCCUCGCAGGACAGGUUCCUCUGGAAAAAGAGGGGGAUUUGCCCGGUACCUUUCCGGAGACACCAUCGAAAGAACCUGAAGAGUUUUCUGUCAGCCCAAUUCCCGCUUCGAGUGGCGUUGGCAACCCAAUCCAUCUGAAACCGGGCGAAAAGGUGCCAGAGUCCAGCUCUUUCAACACUAACACCGUUGGCUCGACUGUGGAUUUGGAUGGGUAUCACAAAGAUGCUAGCGCUCCGGAAGUGCCACCAAAAGAACCCGAGCAGUUCUCUGUCAAUCCUAUUCCUGCCUCGAGCGGUAUUGGCAAUCCGAUUCAUCUGAAACCGGGUGAGAAAGUACCGGAACCCAGCUCUUUCAAUGCCAAUACUGUUGAAUCAACGGUUGAUUUGGACGGGUACCACAAAGAUGCCAGUGCUCCUUUUGUAGGACAGAGCAACACCAACCAGGGCACUUUCGGUCUACCCCCAACCUCCAACAGAAACAUCAUCCCCGAGUCUGGUCUGCCGGUGGGAGAGUCGAAUUUUGGAACCAACACCAUCCAGUCGGCGGGUCCGACUUCGACUACGGCUGCGCUCGCAGGUGCUGUGCCACUGGAGCCCAAGAGGCAGACCAAUAGUGAAGCUCCUGUUGAGGGAAUCCCUCAGAGGGUGAAGAACUCUCUGACCGAGGCCGACCGGCCGCCCGAAGCUGCCGCCCACCAGGCGGUUGUUGAUGAGAAGAAGGAGGUGGAAAAGGAACUUCAGAAGAAUGUGCCACUGGAAGAAUCCGCCGGGACACCCGCACCCACUGCCACGGCCGCCACGGCGGAGACUGCUCCUGCUCCUCUCAACCCCGAUUCGCGACCAUUGUCACCCCGAUCAACACCCCCGCCGGAGCCAACGGUUACUACUGGCGCCAAGGAAGUAAAGACACAGUCAGUCAGUGGACCAGGCGCCGCAUCAACUGGAGCUGAGACUGCACCUACCGCUCAGGCUCAGAACGGCAGUGCUCAGAAGGCUACACAGAAUGGCACUACAAAUGGAACUGCUCAAAGUGGCACCACUCGCGCCGAGCCGACGACGACGACGUCGGCAGGUACCGCCGAGACCAAGAGCUCACCCAAGAAGAAGAGGAACCGGGUGAGCGGCUUUUUUGAGAAGCUCAAGGAGAAGCUCAAAUAAUUGAGUUACGAAGAGCUGAGGUAUAGAAUGAUGAUGGAAGUAUAAUGGUUAUGACUUUCUGGAUACCUUUUUGUGUUUGUUCAGCAUGUUUUGUUUAUUGUUAUUCUGCGUUGAUAUUCCACUCGUACAGUUCAAUUGAUCGUAAUUUAUGAUUAAUCUUAAUUCAUGUCCAUUAUCACUAUUAUU